Cavia porcellus (domestic guinea pig) is the source of this 1633-nucleotide messenger RNA. It is a transcript of the gene Rmi2, whose product is annotated as RecQ mediated genome instability 2. The coding region runs from base 48 to 491 and encodes 147 amino acids. Gene Ontology annotation, biological process: negative regulation of double-strand break repair via homologous recombination; maintenance of rDNA; regulation of sister chromatid segregation. Gene Ontology annotation, cellular component: cytosol; nuclear speck. The transcript has 2 exons. NCBI's taxonomy places the organism in Eukaryota, Metazoa, Chordata, Mammalia, Rodentia, Caviidae. The record is from RefSeq and is a predicted model, not a curated record.
AACCCCGCAGCCUAUCAAAGUUGGCGGGAAAACGGCAGUGGAGUAGAAUGGCAGCAACUACUGACUCAACCCGCAGAGGCGCGGCUGCUGUGAGACUGCCGCGGUCUCCGCCGCUCAAGGUACUGGCGAAGCAGCUGCGAUGCGACGUGGAGGGCGCCCCAGGCGCGUGGCGGCUGUCGCGGGCAGCGGCUGGCCUCAGGCCGCUGGAGCUGGCUGCCGUAUGGAUGCAGGGUACCUUGGUGGCGGCGGGCAGCGGCGAGGCACGGCUGCGGGACCCGAGCGGUUCCUUCUCGGUGUGCGGUCUGGAGCGGGUGCCGCGUGGACGGCCCUGCCUGGUCCCAGGAAAGUACGUGAUGGUGAUGGGAGUGGUGCAGGCCUGUAGCCCGGAGCCAUGCCUUCAGGCUGUGAAGAUCACAGAUCUUUCUGAUAAUCCCAUCCACGAAAGCAUGUGGGAACUGGAAGUGGAAGAUUUACACAGGAACAUUCCUUAGAUGACACUGGGACUCUCAUUAAAAACAACCUUCACUCUGAAAUGAUCUCAUUCUGAUGGUGUGGAUUUCACAGACAUCACUCGUGUAUUUUAUUGGUAUUGUAUAUUUCUCAAAAACUUCUCGGAGGGAAUUGCUUGUUUGACGCAGGCAUCUGGAUGCAGGGAUUUUUAAGUGUUAGGAGGCUUCAGUUAACUCAGCCUCCACUGCCCCUUGCUUUGACUGUGUUAGCUGAUGAAAAGCAGAUGCUGUGUGGCUUUUUCCUUCCAUUUAUGUGUGUUAAUUUCUGUCUAAAGUACACAGAAGUGUCAUGUUGCAUUUUCCAAAUUUUACGAGUGAUGAUUCUUUUUCCAUUAUGGCUUCAUCUCUGUCUUACAAUGUAAAACUUGAAUCUCAGUCAGUGUCCAUGGUGAUUAAAGUGUCGUUAGGGCCAGGGCAAUGGCCUGAGUGGAAAAGGAAUGAUGUCAUGGCUCUUGUCUGUCCAAUGACAACUUCCAGCCCUAGGGUCUUUACACUAAGCUCUAUCCCCAGCCUUUUUUAUGUUUUAUUUUGAGACACGGUCUCUCUAAGUCACCAUGUUACCCAAGCUGGGCUUGCACUUAUCCUCCUGCAUCAGCCUCCCAGAGCGCCUGGCACCACCAUGCCUGGCACAUCCAGCUCUCUUUCUGCUUCAGACACCACCAAAUAUUUAGCAACCAUUUUAUUUCGAUAUCCUCCUUUAUGGGAAGGGAGAGGCAGUUUGAGAUGUUUUCAGAAUUUCUCUUUGAAAUUGAAAAACCGAAACUGAGAACAAUUAUUAUUUUACCUAGACUUCUGUUUGAUACCUUCAUUAAAACACAGCAAGGGUUAGGUCUCCUGGUUUAGAAUUCUUACAGCUUUGUAUGUGGAAUGAAUUGUAUAAUGAUUGUUUUGAAUGUUGGAUUUCUGCUCCUUCUUUGUUACACAUGCUGGAUUUGUCUUUAGAAAACCAAGGAUUUACACAUGCUGGAUUUGUCUUUAGAUUAUGAAUACCAAGGAAGUCAUGUCAUAUUCCAAUACAGUAGAGUUUUGUCUGAAUGAUUGAUAUGGUACCACUAGUAAAUUUUUUAUCACUAAUAAAUUUUUAUAUGCUUCUUUUAAAAAAUAAAUUUUACUUUUAAAAAUAG